GGGAACAAACUUCAGAAGGAGGAGAGACACGGGGCCCAGGGCACCCUCGCGGGCGGACCCAGGCAGUGAGGGCCUGCAGCCGGCCGGCCAGGCGAUGCAAAUGUAAAGGAUAAGGCCUGGGGAGGGGGCCUGAGGAUGCAGGCAUUGAAUCUCAUCGCAUCUCAUACCCCUCUCCUGGGUUUGUGCAGGGCAGCGGCAGGCGCGGCCGGGAUCUGCGUGAGUAAGCCCCGAGCCCUCUGCGGGCUGCGAGUGACUCCCCGGCGAUGCCUCACAACUCCAUCAGAUCUGGUCAUGGCGGGCUGAACCAGCUGGGAGGGGCCUUUGUGAACGGCAGACCCCUGCCCGAAGUGGUCCGCCAGCGCAUUGUAGACCUGGCCCACCAGGGGGUGAGGCCCUGUGACAUCUCUCGCCAGCUCCGCGUCAGCCAUGGCUGCGUCAGCAAGAUCCUGGGCAGGUACUACGAGACUGGGAGCAUCCGGCCUGGAGUGAUAGGGGGCUCCAAGCCCAAGGUGGCCACCCCCAAGGUGGUGGAGAAGAUUGGGGACUACAAACGUCAGAACCCUACCAUGUUUGCCUGGGAGAUCCGAGACCGGCUCCUGGCUGAGGGCGUCUGUGACAAUGACACUGUGCCCAGUGUCAGCUCCAUUAACAGAAUCAUCCGGACCAAAGUGCAGCAACCAUUCAACCUCCCUAUGGAUAGCUGUGUGGCCACCAAGUCCCUGAGCCCCGGACACACGCUGAUCCCCAGCUCAGCUGUAACUCCCCCGGAGUCACCCCAGUCGGAUUCCCUGGGCUCCACCUACUCCAUCAAUGGGCUCCUGGGCAUCGCUCAGCCUGGCGGUGACAAGAGGAAAAUGGAUGACAGUGACCAGGAUAGCUGCCGGCUGAGCAUUGACUCACAGAGCAGCAGCAGUGGACCCCGAAAGCACCUUCGCACGGACGCCUUCAGCCAGCACCACCUCGAGCCGCUCGAGUGCCCAUUUGAGCGGCAGCACUACUCGGAGGCCUAUGCCUCCCCCAGCCACACCAAAGGCGAGCAGGGCCUCUACCCACUGCCCUUGCUCAACAGCACCCUGGACGACGGGAAGGCCACCCUGACCCCUUCCAACACGCCCUUGGGGCGCAACCUCUCGACUCACCAGACCUACCCCGUGGUGGCAGAUCCUCAUUCACCCUUCGCCAUAAAGCAGGAAACCCCCGAGGUGUCCAGUUCUAGCUCCACCCCUUCCUCUUUAUCUAGCUCCGCCUUUUUGGAUCUGCAGCAAGUCGGCUCCGGGGUCCCAGCCGGUGCCUCGGUCCCGCCCUUCAAUGCCUUUCCCCAUGCUGCCUCCGUGUACGGGCAGUUCACGGGCCAGGCCCUCCUCUCAGGGCGAGAGAUGGUGGGGCCCACGCUGCCCGGAUACCCACCCCACAUCCCCACAAGCGGACAGGGCAGCUAUGCCUCCUCUGCCAUCGCAGGCAUGGUGGCAGGAAGUGAAUACUCUGGCAAUGCCUAUGGCCACACCCCCUACUCCGCCUACAGCGAGGCCUGGCGCUUCCCCAACUCCAGCUUGCUGAGUUCCCCAUAUUAUUACAGCUCCACAUCGAGGCCAAGCGCGCCACCCACCACUGCCACGGCCUUUGACCAUCUGUAGUUGCCAUGGGGACAGUGGGAGCGACUGAGAAACAGGAGGACUCGGCCUGGGACAGGCCCCAGAGAGUCACACAAAGGAAUCUUUAUUUAUUACAUGAAAAAUAACCACAAAUCCAGCAUUGCGGCACACUCCCUGCAUGGUUAAUUUAAUGAACCAUGAAAGACAGGAUGACCUUGGAGAAGGCCAAACUGUCCUCCAAGACUCCUUAAUGAGGGGCAGGAGUCCCCGGGAAAGAGAACCAUGCCAUGCUGAAAAAGACACAUUGAAGAAGAAAUGUAGCCCCAGCCGGUGCCCACCAAAGGAGAGAAGAAGGAAUAGCCGAGGAACUUGAGGGGAUGGCAAAUGGCUCCUGCCUGGGCCCAAGGAGUGCACAGGGCACCUCCGUGGCUCCAUUAUUAACACAACUCUAGCAGUUAUGGACUGUAAGCACUUCCCUCCAGCCCACAAGUCACAGCCUGGAGUGGAGGCUCUCCUAACCCGCCACCCGGGGAGUCACCUCCCUCAGCCUCCCACCUGCUCCACACUGAGGCUCUGGCUGUCCUCCUUAUCCACUCCACUUGCUUGGCUCUUUCUACACCUCCCUCUUGGGCAUGGGCUGAGGGCUGGGGCGAGUCCCUCAGAAAUUCCACCAGGCUGUCAGCUGACCUCUUUUGCCUGCUGCUGUGAAUGUGCAGCCCCACCCCAGGUCCUCCAGCAGUGGGGCAUCCCCUUGGCAGCUACCAUUAGCCACACCAGCCCCAGGCAGCUUAAAACAGACAUUCCACAGGGCCUGGGCCGCUUCGAGGUGAGGUGUGGUGUGCAACUGCACCCAGAGCAGAGCAAGGCAGAAUCGCAGGGAACCCGCUCCCCAUCCCAACAGCUCCUACCAAGCCAAGAGGGCUUCCUGCAGCUCACGCCCACCAGCUACUGAAGAGACCCAAGGCACCGCCUGAAGCCAGCAAUAGAGGGUCCCUUUCUGCUCUGCUCUCCAGCAGCUCCUGCCCCCAAGGCCUGACUGUAUAUACUGUAAAUGAAACUUUGUUUGGGUCAAGCUUCCUUCUUUCCACCCUCAGACUUUGGCCUCUGAAAUGUCUCUCUGCCACGUGGGGCUUCUCUCCUUGAUGCUUCUUUCGUUUUUAAAGACAACCUGCCAUUGCCACAUGACUCAAUAAACCAUUGCUCUUCA
Molecule: messenger RNA, 2799 nt
Organism: Cebus imitator (Panamanian white-faced capuchin)
Lineage: Eukaryota; Metazoa; Chordata; Mammalia; Primates; Cebidae
Gene: PAX8
Product: paired box 8
Exons: 12
Coding region: 264-1634 (456 amino acids)
Biological process (GO): regulation of transcription by RNA polymerase II; anatomical structure development
Molecular function (GO): DNA-binding transcription factor activity, RNA polymerase II-specific; RNA polymerase II cis-regulatory region sequence-specific DNA binding
Source: RefSeq, a predicted model, not a curated record